CAUGUUCUGACAGAGAUGCCACUGGAGAUGGAGAAGACACCCGUCACCAAGCUCAUGUAUGACUUCCAGAGGAACUCCACCUCGGACGACGACUCUGGCUGUGCUCUGGAGGAAUACGCCUGGGCCCCACCUGGCCUCAGCCCAGAACAGGUGCAUCAGUACUACAGCUGCUUACCGGAGGACAAGGUCCCCUAUGUUAAUAGUCCAGGAGAGAAAUAUCGCAUCAAACAACUUCUUCAGCAGUUGCCCCCACAUGACAAUGAGGUGCGCUACUGCAACACUCUAGACGAGGAGGAGAAACGGGAGCUGAAGCUCUUCAGUAACCAGCGGAAGAUGGACAACCUGGGGAGGGGUAGUGUGCGUCCUUUCCCCCUCAAUAUCACCGGGGCCGGCUGUGAGCAGUGCGGUGGCCAAAUCAACGGAGGGGAAAUCGUAGUGUUUGCUGCCCGGACCGGCCAUGGCCAGUGCUGGCAUCCCCAGUGCUUUGUGUGCAACAUGUGCGAGGAACUGCUGGUGGACCUCAUCUACUUCUACCAGGACGGAAAAAUCUUCUGUGGCCGGCACCACGCUGAGCGGCUGAAGCCCCGCUGCUGUGCCUGCGAUGAGAUCAUCUUUGCUGACGAAUGCACCGAGGCGGAGGGCCGGCAUUGGCACAUGAAGCACUUCUGCUGCUUCGAGUGUGAGACGGUGCUGGGGGGCCAGCGCUACAUCAUGAAGGACGGCCGCCCGCACUGCUGCAACUGCUUCGAGUCCCUCUACGCCGAGUACUGCGACGCCUGCGGCGAGCACAUAGGGAUUGACCAAGGCCAGAUGACCUAUGAUGGACAGCACUGGCACGCGACAGAGGAGUGCUUCUGCUGCGCCCGCUGUAAGCGCUCCCUGCUGGGCCGCCCCUUCCUCCCCAAGCAGGGCCAGAUCUUCUGCUCACGCUCCUGUAGUGCCGGACAGGAACCGAACGAAUCGGACUCUUCGGACUCUGCCUUCCAGAGCGCCCGGUCCCGGGAGUCCCGCCACAGCACCAAUGUUGGGAAAAAGGAACGUCGAAAUGCGAGCCAGGAACGACGGAACGCUGAGGCCCGGCAGCCGGCCUCGGCGCCCAUGCCCGACCGCAUGUCUGCUGAGAUAGACCCCCUCUCCGUCCAGAUGGACCGCCUGAGCGUGUCCUCCGGCCCGACGCCCAGCAGGACCCCUUGCCGAACCCCGAGCCGCACACCCAGCCGCGCCCCCAGCCUCAACCAGGUGUGGAUGAGCAGGGAUGAGGCGUACCCUUCUGCUGCCUAUGAGAGCGCCAAGCGGGAACCCUCUCCCACUCCCACACCCAUACAGAUGCUGGGCCAAUGUAAUCCCAGACAGGGUUACAACCCCAACUCAAACCCUCACCCGCCCACCCAGAGCCCCGUCAACCCAGGGAAGAGGCCUGAUUCCUGGGGUAAGGAACAAGGCAACACCAAGAGAACCCCUAUGGCCGCCCUGAGAGGCCAAUCCUUCAACGAAAACUGGAUCCAUCACAGCCAGGACGAGUUCCGGCCCACCAAGCUCCGCACCCAGAUGAGCUUCAACGAGGUGUCCAGCCAGGGCCAGGGCAUCUCAGACAAGAGGAGCAUCAGCCUGCAUGGCUUCCAGAGGGCGAACCGGCCCCCACUGAUUCGGAGGAACCCCAUCAAUGGCAUGAGUUUCCAAGAAACCCUUACUCCUCUUGAACAGACUCCUCGUGGAUCCAUGGAUUCCCUGAUCACAUCCAACGCCGCAGGUAACUCUCUGGACGGGGUCAGUAAGCGGCAGGAGCAUCUGUCCAGGUUCUCUAUGCCUGAUCUGAGUAAGGACUCGGGCGUGAAUGUGUCUGAGAAGAGCCACAUGGGCACUCUCAGCUCCUCCAUGCAGUUCCACAGCACAGAGUCCCUCUCCUCCUCCCGUCUGUAUGGGAACAUGGACGCUGCACUGAGGGUGGGCUACCCCCUGCAGUACUGGGACCCCUCCCGGCCCCUGGCCUUCAACGCCAACGGUCACGCCGGUCUGAUGGGCAGCAGCGGAAACAUACGCAUGUCAUCCAUGAGCGAGAGAACCCCUCGCCGGCACCCUAACGGGCAGGAACCCGUAUCCCAGCAACAGCAACCGCAACCGAGGAGCCGCAAGCACCGCCGCGGUAACCACGGUAACAGCCAGCACCGCAGCGGACGGCACCACAAGCGCUCCCGCCGCUCCCGCUCUGACAACGCCCUGCACCUGGUGGCCGACCGGCCCGCCCACGUGGCGGAGCCGCCGCACCGCCGCGUGCAGGAGGACUACGACCGCUUCCCCAGCGGCCACGCCGCCAGGGAGCUGCUGCUGGGCCUGGCGCCGGGCGCCUACAGGCAGCAGCAGCAGUACCGGCCCUGCCCCCGCACCACCUCGGACCUCACCCUGCAGAACGCGGGCUGGCAGCCGCAGGGCCCGGGCCAGGGCGGGCCGCUCUGGGCCGAGGGCUACCGAGAGGGGGCGGACCCCUGGUGCUCGAGCUGCUCCUCCAGCUCCGAGUCGGAGGAGGACGACGCCUACUUCCAGGGGGAGGCCAUCCCGCGGCCCGUGCAGCUGCGCUACAUCAACAACGAGGAGCUCCGGCACCGCUACAGCCCCUCCGGGAUGCCGGGCAACCACGCGCCCCUGCAUGGACCCCUCCACGGGCAGAUGCACACCCGCCAAAGGAGAAAGAGCAAGAACUGUGCCAUCUCCUAGAUGUGAGGGAGAGGAUACGGGGACUGGAGAGCGGGAGAGAGAAGGAUGUGUGGGAGGGAGCAGGGAGUGGGAUGUGUAAGAGAGAUAGUGGACAGGGACUGCGUGUACAGUAAAAUGGAAAG
Molecule: messenger RNA, 2834 nt
Organism: Gadus chalcogrammus (walleye pollock)
Lineage: Eukaryota; Metazoa; Chordata; Actinopteri; Gadiformes; Gadidae
Product: prickle-like protein 2
Exons: 8
Coding region: 16-2712 (898 amino acids)
Molecular function (GO): zinc ion binding
Source: RefSeq, a predicted model, not a curated record